Messenger RNA from Anarrhichthys ocellatus (wolf-eel), 1407 nucleotides. RefSeq names its product coiled-coil domain containing 69 (gene ccdc69). Gene Ontology annotation, molecular function: microtubule binding. Gene Ontology annotation, cellular component: nucleus; cytoplasm. NCBI's taxonomy places the organism in Eukaryota, Metazoa, Chordata, Actinopteri, Perciformes, Anarhichadidae. The transcript has 9 exons. The record is from RefSeq and is a predicted model, not a curated record. Bases 76 to 975 code for a protein of 299 amino acids.
GAAGAAAACGAAGAAGAAGAAGAGGAAGAGGAGCAGUGAGCGGCUUGUAACCGACAGCAGAGCUCCGGAGGAGGAAUGGGCUGCAGCUACAGCAAGAGGAAAAGCAAGAAGGGAGAGAAGAACCAGAAGGACCAGAGCUGCCGACAUGAAGGAGGUAAACGGACGUCAGGUGAGCCGGACGUCUGUCUGGAGAAGCAGCUCGAGCGCUUUGAGUGGCAGCUGAGGAUCUUAAGGUCGGCCAAUGGGAACCCGGAGAGGGCGGAGCUUCUGAGAGACCACACGGACAAGGAGGUGUGCUCGCUCGUCCUGAGCCUCCUGGAUAAGGUGAAAACGGAGACGACGGCCGAUUUGAACGUCGUGCACGAACAGAAAAGUAAAUCUGCGACUGAAGAACACGGGAGAAACGUGGAAGAACUGCGAAAGAAACACGAGCAAGAGAAAACUGAAGUGACCGAAAAGUUUCAGGCUGCUGAGAACGUCCUCAAGGGUGAAGUGGAGCAGCUGACUGCAGAUCUGCAGCUUUAUAACGAUCUGAAGAGGAGAGUGGGGGAGUCGACGUUUAAGAAAGACCUGCAGAGAAACAUUCAGGCCCAUGGCAGCCCAGGUGCAUUCUGGGAGUCGGAGCAGGAGUCCCUGCUGUUUGUGAUCGAGAUGAAGAGCGAGCGCGUGCAGGAGCAGAGCAGGAAGCUGCAGCAGAUGGACGAUCUGGUGGAGAAGAAUCUGUCUCUGGAGGAUCAGAUCGUCCACAUCCUGCAGCAGAACGAGGAUCUGAGAGUCCGGAUAGACAACUGUCAGAGCCUCAUUCAGCAGCUAUCAAAGGAGCAGCAGGACCUGAAGGUGGCGCUGGAGAGGCAGGCCGUCAUCAACCAGAAGCUAUCUCUGGAAAAAGAGCAGCUGAUGUUCAAACUGAGACACAGAGACUCGUGUCCGACCAUCCACCUGCCCGCCAUGAUGCAGGAGAUCGCCCCCAGGUGAUCCCGUGUGUCCCUCAAUGUAGAUAAAAACCGGUCCAGGUAACUGGUUUUACGGCAACUAAAGCUGCUGGUCCCACCGACCACUUGGCUGUUAGAGGUUGCAUCGUCUGCAGGUCUUGGGUUCAAGUCCCCAAGGGCUUUAAACUGGAUCUACAACUAUGAAUAUUUUCCAUUUUCACUGCAUCUCCACUGGUAAAUGUUCUUACUUUAGCACGCAGCUGAACAACAAUGAUUCCGGUCCCUGAAGUAGCAUCUCAACAACUCUUAAAGCUACACCAUCUGUAUCGACCUCAAGACUAUCUUCAGGUAACGGAGCGGCCAAAACAAUCUGUUUGUAAUUCCUUUCAAUAUAAUAUCAGUUGAUUAUUUGACGUUGUGACGGUUAAAACCUUUUUUUUUGUUCUGUCAAUUACGAGACAAAGAUGGACGGAAA